This is a messenger RNA of Carcharodon carcharias (great white shark), 1005 nucleotides long. Its product is annotated as smoothelin-like protein 2. The coding region runs from base 1 to 1005 and encodes 334 amino acids. The record is from RefSeq and is a predicted model, not a curated record. NCBI's taxonomy places the organism in Eukaryota, Metazoa, Chordata, Chondrichthyes, Lamniformes, Lamnidae. Gene Ontology annotation, biological process: actin cytoskeleton organization. The transcript is spliced from 7 exons. Gene Ontology annotation, molecular function: protein binding. Gene Ontology annotation, cellular component: microtubule organizing center; filamentous actin.
AUGAGCGGUGACGCCUCCAAACUCGCUGGAGAGGACUCUGGGACCGCGGCAGAGGGGCCUGAGCCCAGUCGCCAAGGCGAUGCAAAGGGAGGCGAGGUCAAGGAGGGAACGAGUGAGUCGGUGAAGGACGUGGGGCCUGGGGAGAAGGCCCCGGAGCCUGGAGCUGGGAAAACCGAUGGUGAAGUCGGCCGUCCAUCGGACCCAGGGACACCGGACGAGGUGGCCGGUCUGGAACCCGGAGAGGGGCCGCGCGGGGACACUCCCACCUCGGCCAACGUGGACCUUGGCCCAGAGUCAGAGGCAGUGACUUCCGGGGCCCAUGGGACAGAACAGGGUUCCCUGGCUGUUGAGGGAGAGGCCUGCAUCCCAGAGUCACUGUCGAUGAAGUCGCUAAGUCGGUCCAUCACCAAGGAAGAUGUCACGUGCCUGAAGAGUCCUGCGGUGGACGAGUUGGAGCAGGUGGGGGAGAGGGGGAGGGACAUUGGUCGCUCCCAGACGGUUCCCCGGUCGUUUGGGGCUCAGUCUCGCCGAGCUGCUGCUCAGAAGCUUGAGAAGCAGAGCGGACUCGGACAGACCUCCGGAGGGACAAAAUCGAAAGCCCACCGGACGACCAGCUUUGGGACGGCUGGGGCAAACACUGUCAAACAAAGGCUGCUGGAAUGGUGCCGGGCGAGGACCAGAGGCUACGAGUUUGUCGAUAUCCAGAACUUCUCCACCAGCUGGAGUGAUGGGAUGGCCUUUUGUGCCCUCGUCCACAAAUUCUUCCCCGAUGCCUUCGAUUAUUCCAGUCUGAACCCCCAAAACCGCAGGCAGAACUUCGAGCUAGCUUUCUGCACGGCGGAAGCCGAGGCUGACUGCUACCCCCUGAUCGAGGUGGAUGACAUGGUCCGAAUGGGCCGACGACCGGAUCCCAAGUGCGUAUUCACCUACGUCCAGUCACUGUGCCACCAACUCCACAAGCUGGAACCCGAACGCGCGGCAGCGCCCAAGAGAGAGUCAACGUGA